UCAAACUGUUGUUUCCAUAUUGCUUCGUGCAAAUCAACAAGCGUUCAUUUCUAAGCGAAUAACAUUUAAAACUCCUAUAAAUCGCGAUUAGGGUCGUGUUUGAACUCGCGUGUAGCCAGUCGGAGGUUCAUCCGUUGUGCUAGCAGAAGGACUGGAUUAUACCGGCUGUAUGAACGCGCGGCUCUGUCUGUCCGCCCGGCUCCGCAGUAAACGAGUCUGUGGAAAGGAGCCGAGUUAAAUCUGAUGUGUGAGAUCUGCGACGGCCUCGCAUAUCAGCUCAUCUAAAAUCUACGAAGAAGUAAAACCUAGAGGAUUGGCACCAUCCGAGUCGAGUUAGCCAUGGCUUUCCAGCGGAGUAACAAGCAUUCCUCUUUAUCUAAACGCCAGGGUAAAGUGAGCGGACUUGGCAACCAGGAGGAGGUGUUUCAUGUCAAAAGAACUCCCUCCUCCCCUCAGGGGGGACCAAAGAAAAGAUCUGCAUUUGUUGAUCUUACAAAUACCAACAAAGUGCAGAAUGGUGCCUCAGUAAAGAGUGGUAAGCCAGGCAGAAAGGCAAGCAAAGCGGUUAAAACUAGGUCUAAAUGUACAUCGUCUGAGGAGCAGCCCAAGAAAGCUGAAGGUCAGGUGGAGGAGGCGGUAUCAGAAGACAUCGGUGCAUCUCGUCCUAAAGAGCAAUCUGUAGUCCAACAAGCUCUGCAGUCUGCAGUCCAAGAACAAAAGAUACCAGAAGCCUUUGACAUUGAUAAGGAGCAGGCUGGUGACAGCUUGAUGAGUCCGGAGUAUGCCAAAGAUAUAUUUGAUUACCUGAAGAAUAGAGAGGAGAAGUUUGUCUUGACUGAUUACAUGCACAAUCAGCCAGACUUGAAUGGAGAAAUGAGGGGCAUUCUUGUGGACUGGAUGGUGGAAGUCCAGGAAAACUUUGAGCUCAAUCACGAAACCCUGUAUCUAGCAGUGAAGGUCACAGACCACUACCUGGCCGUCACCGUGGUUAUGAAGGAAUCCCUGCAGCUCAUUGGCUCCACGGCUAUGCUCAUUGCUGCCAAGUUUGAAGAGCGAUGCCCUCCCUGCAUUGAUGACUUCUUGUACAUUUGUGAUGACGCGUACAAAAGGCAGGAGUUCAUUGUCAUGGAAAGGAACAUCUUACAAGGACUUAACUUUGAUAUCAACAUCCCUGUUCCAUACAGAUUCCUCAGGCGCUAUGCAAAGGUAGCCCAUGCUAGUAUGGAGACACUAACGCUUGCACGUUACGUAUGUGAACUCAGCCUGCUGGAACUGGAGCUGGUGCCUGAGAGACCUUCUCAUCUUGCUUCUGCCUGCUUGCUCCUUGCACUUGUCACUAAAGGCCUGGGAGGAUGGACAGCGGCUCUUCAGUACCACAGUGGCUAUUCACUGAGUGACCUGAGCCCUCUGGUGAGGAGACUGUACGCAAUGCUGGCCAGCCCAUCCGAUGAAAAGCUCAAAGCUGUGGAAAAUAAGUACUCUCACAAGGUGUUUUUUGAAGUAGCAAAAAUUCCACUUGUACACAUUAAGACAUUAGAAGAGGCUCUGUCUGAACAAGAUAUUACUCAGUGAAGCAAAAGAAUUCACCCCGGAGGUCAUGUAAAUAUGUGUUUGUUACAUUUGUAUAUGUUAUUUAUUAUUUUGUAUGUAAUUUAAAAUAUGUAAAUUUGUGUUUUGUAGUUUUGUACUAAAUUUAAAUAAUGGAUUGUUUUAACUGAUCGUUUUAAACGUAGUUUGUAGUUCUUUAAAAAUGGCCGAGUGAUUACAGGGCCUCGAGUUAAUGUGGAAUAUGAACCGAUGUAUGAAGAGGUAGUAUUGUUUUUUUUUUUUUUUUGUGUGUGUGUCAAUGUUUUGCAGGUGUUUGAUCUCUGUUACAGAUAUAUUUGUAUGCAAAAACGAUACAUCAUUUAUAUUCA
Pygocentrus nattereri (red-bellied piranha) is the source of this 1916-nucleotide messenger RNA. Its product is annotated as G2/mitotic-specific cyclin-B3-like. The transcript is spliced from 11 exons. Gene Ontology annotation, biological process: regulation of cyclin-dependent protein serine/threonine kinase activity; mitotic cell cycle phase transition. The record is from RefSeq and is a predicted model, not a curated record. Gene Ontology annotation, cellular component: cytoplasm; nucleus; cyclin-dependent protein kinase holoenzyme complex. The coding region runs from base 340 to 1572 and encodes 410 amino acids. Lineage: Eukaryota; Metazoa; Chordata; Actinopteri; Characiformes; Serrasalmidae. Gene Ontology annotation, molecular function: cyclin-dependent protein serine/threonine kinase regulator activity.